Schistosoma turkestanicum is the source of this 613-nucleotide messenger RNA. Lineage: Eukaryota; Metazoa; Platyhelminthes; Trematoda; Strigeidida; Schistosomatidae. The record is from the annotation of a GenBank genome assembly.
CCCACACGGAAGACAGUGUAGCAACACACACUUUUACACUCGUUUAAGCAAUAUUAGAACUCUAACCAACUUUUCAUCGUUUGACAAAGUACUAGCUGUGUCGUAAAAAGCCUAAGCGCAUUUUUCCCUCAAGGUCAUUCGUGUGAUAAGGAGGUACAGAAGACAAGACUAUGCAAUCGUUAAAAAGAAGUACUCUGUUAACUGGAUUGCCAGUUUCAAAUAAUCCUCAUAUUAUUCUGACAUCACUUUACAGGCGCAUACUCAAAGUGCUUGCUCUUAUGCCUGAGGAAUCUAGUUAUCGUAGGCAUACAAACGAACUAGUACAGUCCAGAUUAAAUGCUGUACAAAAGAUUCCAGAUAUUCGCACACUGGAGUCUACUAUUGAUUGUGGGCAAAUUGAAGAAGUCAUCGUACAGGCACAAAGAGAAUAUGAUUUAGCACGUAAUAUGCUUAAAUGGAAACCUUGGGAACAGCUUAUUGAAAAAGCUCCUAAUGAUCAAUGGAAAUGGCCAAUUUAAAAAUAAACUUGCUUAAUUAAUAUUUUAGUAUUAUGACCAAGCACCAAUAAAUUGUAGAUAUUCAUUUUUUCAUUCAAUACAUAUAUUUAAUUUUU